AUGCGGCUUUUGUACAAUGACCAAGAAAAUAACAACUUCGCACUUACCAAAGAAUUGGAUGCCGAGAACAUACCUGAGUAUGCCAUAUUAUCGCAUACCUGGCUGCUCAAUAAUGACGACGAAGUCACUUUUGACGACUUGGAAAGUGGCAACGCGAGGGACAAACCUGGUUAUGCCAAGAUUCAAUUCUGUGCCGAGAAGGCAACUCUACAUGGCUUGAAAUACUUUUGGAUUGACACAUGCUGCAUCGAUAAAAAGCACAGCGCAGUACUACAGGAGGCUUUAGUGGCCAUGUUUUCCUGGUACCGAAAUGCCGCUCGAUGUUUUGCACACCUUGCUGAUGUCUCAGUAUCCGAGGCCCCUCAGCUGGAUGAAGAAGCAUCUUUAUUGCCAUGGCGGUCUGCCUUUUGUAGCAGCAGAUGGUUUACAAGGGGCUGGACACUACAGGAGCUUCUUGCUCCACGAUCUGUGGAAUUCUUCUCUGCUGAAGGUGUGGCUUUGGGCGACAGAAGAUCUCUCGCCCUUCUCAUCCAUAAGAGUACCGGUAUCCCAUAUUCGGCAUUGCAGGGAGUACCUCUGCAACAUUUCACCGUGAAACAACGUUUUACAUGGGCGGAAAACCGUCAGACUAAGCGAAAAGAAGACAUGGCGUAUUGUUUGAUGGGGAUCUUCGAUGCCAUCAUGCCGGUUAUAUAUGGAGAGGGGGAAAGGAGUGCGCUCGAGAGGCUGCGACACGAGAUUUUCAGGAAAAAAGACAAGAUCGAUAGUAUCUUAUCCAGGUUGCCCAUAGCCUCUGAAGCUGCUUUCAAUUCGAGACAGAACGAGGAUGAGCCACUAUGCCUGCCUGAUACUCGUUUAGAGCUUCUUGAGGGCAUCACCACAUGGGUGGACGGCUCCAAGCAUGAGAAGUGCAUUUAUUGGCUGAACGGGAUAGCUGGCACUGGAAAGUCCACGAUCGCUCGCACUGUAUCGAGAAUAUUCCACGAAAAGGGGAAACUGGGAGGAAGCUUUUUCUUCUCCAAGGGCGGCGGUGAUCUCAAUCAUGCCAACAAGCUGGUCACCACACUUACCAGACAUAUAGCCGACAAAAUACCAUCGGCCAGAGGCCACAUAGCUGACGCUAUUACAGACCCAAAGGAGAUAAUACAUUCUUCUCUUCGAGACCAAUGGAACACGUUGAUCAUCGGCCCACUAUCCAAAAUAGUGAGUGAUCCUCCGCUCACAGUUCUGCUCGUAAUAGAUGCGCUGGAUGAGUGUGAUAGUGAAAAAGACAUCCAAGUGAUCCUGAGGAUUCUGUCUACCGCUAGAAUACUGAGCACUAUCCGGUUACGCAUCUUUAUUACAAGCAGGCCCGAGAAUCUGAUUCGACGAAUUGUCCGAAAGAUUCCAGAAGAGGAGCGUGAGGUUUUUGAACUGCACGAUAUGUCUCCCGAGUUAGUAGAAAGAGAUCUCAACAUCUAUUUCGAAAACAGCUUCACAGAUAUUCGAGAUGAGCGUGGUUAUCCCGACAAUUGGCCUGGGAUGCAAAUCAUAAAACGCCUGACUGAGAUCUCCGGUGGUCUUUUUAUCUGGGCCUCGACUGCAUGUCGGUUCAUCCGCGAAGGCCGGCGGCUUGCGAAGAGGCGGAUUGAGACCCUCAUUAAGGGGUAUCGCUCGGGAGCUGGCCCAGAGAAGCAGUUGGAUCGAAUCUACACCGCGGUUCUUGAUAACUCUAUCCCAAAGGGUAUUGAUGAGCAGGAAAGAGAAGAGAUUUACUCGACUUUACAAAAUAUCCUAGGGAGCAUCGUCACACUCUACUCCCCAUUAUCCCAAGAAUCACUCGCCCUACUCUUAAACAUACCUCUUGAUGAUAUCAGAGAGACAUUAAACGAUUUCCAUACGAUUCUCAAUAUUACCAAUGACACAGACCGACCUAUCCGCUUACAUCAUCCAACGUUUCGUGACUUUCUUCUAGACAGGAACCGCUGCAAUAAUGAUAAUCUCUGGGUAGAUGAGAGGCCAGCACAUCAUCUACUAGCUCAAUCCUGUAUGGAGGUUAUGUCAAAAAUGCUUAAAAGAGACAUUUGUGGGGUAGGAUCUCCAGGGACUCUACUCACAAAUAUUGAUGCUGGGAGGAUAAGGAAAUGCAUUCCGCCUCAUCUUGAAUAUGCAUGCCUCUAUUGGGUUGACCAUUUGCGACAAAGUGGUGUCAAGCUUAGUGAUGAUGACCUAGUCUGUCGCUUCUUCAAGAGCCACUUCCUUUACUGGUUAGAAGCCAUAAAUUUAAUGGGAAAGACUAUUGAAAUGAGCGCCAUCAUUAGGCUAUAUCACUCCCUCCUCGCGAGUGAUAUGAAUGAACGUCAAACGCCUUUUGUCAAAGACGCCAGACGUUUCAUCUUUGCAUUUCAGAAUGUGAUAAAGCAGGCGCCUCUUCAAAUCUAUUCAUCGGCUCUUGCUUUUAUCCCGCAAACAAAUGAAUUGAAACACCAUUUUCGGCCGCAAAUUCAUUCAUGGAUAAAAAAUAUUCAAAUUGCGGAAGCUGAUAUCCCAGAGGCCAAAGAUGAGUUCAAUUACGUUAGUGAUCUCGCCUUCACCCCAGAUAGCCGGCACCUCGUCUCAGGGUCCAACUUUCCAGCGGCCAGAACGUGGGAUAUCAAGACGAAAUCUAGACUUCGCAAGUUCGAGGGUGCAAAAGAAAAAAUAAGUUCUGUCGCCGUCUCGCCUGAUGGACGGAUUAUAGCCGGAGGUUCAGAUGAUUUCAAUAUCUUCCUUUGGGACUUUCAGACAUCCACCUUGCUCCACAAAUUGGAAGCUCAUGUGGGCUGGAUCAACUCAGUUGCAUUCUCGCCUGAUGGCAAGCUGCUUCUUUCAGGGUCUAUGGAUGAGUCCAUUAUUCUUUGGGAUAUUGGAACUGGGAGACUACUCAAUCGAAUUAACGAGUCAAGUGGUGUGAAUUCUUUGGCAUUUUCCCCCGAUGGCUUGUGUGUUGCUACGGGCUCCGUUGACCAAAUCAUCAGAAUUUGGGAGUUGAAACACACUCAAGAGGUCCACGCAAUGUUUGACGGCCACUCAGGAUGUAUCAAUUCUAUUCAAUUCUCACCUGACGGGAAGGAGAUCGUCUCAGGAUCAGAUGAUAAAUCGAUCAAAAUAUGGAACAUCGCCACUGGCCUCGAACAGAAGACAUUGAAGGGACAUAAAGAACGAGUCAUGGCUGUAUCGUUCUUUUAUGAUAUCGAUGUUGGUGCUUGCCGGGUUGCAUCUGGCUCUGAGGACAAGACUAUUAUGAUUUGGGAAGUGGCAAGUGGAACGACACUAGCUAUUCUGAAAGAACACACAAGUGGGAUCAACUCUGUUACAUUUUCUCCUGACCGGAGUAUGCUUGCAUCAAGUUCCUUUGACGAUGAAGUCCGUCUCUGGGAUACAAAGACGUGGGUGUUGAUCGGAAAACUUGACGAUUACGAUGAAGACAUUCUCUCUGGAAAGUUGGCAACAUGGCGCCCUUACGAUCCGACUUCCACAGUGAUCGAGUCAAUAUCACAUACUGAGGAGUUCAUUGGCCAUCCGAACAAAAUAACUCGACUGGUGGCUUCACCAGAUGGAAGAUUGGUUGCUUCAACCUCCCAGAUGCUUUGGAUCCAAAGUGCCAUGAUCAAGCUAUGGCUGAGAGGGGAAAGGCAUUGGGGCCUAAAAUGGGUUCUGAACGGCCAUUCUGCGGAAGUUAAUGACCUUAUUUUCUCCCCAGAUAGUCGAAUACUGGCAUCAGUGUCAACAAACGGCAACUUUAUCCUUUGGGAUACCGAAACAGGAAGAAUCUCACACACCUUUAGGCAACACCAAGAAAACGCACCUGUGAUAUUCUCGUCAGAUAGCCAGCUUCUUGCUUCACUCUCAUCAGCGACUACGAUUGGGCUCUGGAACGCGAUUAACGGAACAUCGUUGUUAUCUCUAAACUUUCAUACAGCUACUGUCAAAGGUUUGGUAUUCUCCCCAGACAACGACUUGAUUGCAUCGUUUUCAGAUGACAGUAAUAUUGCACUUUGGAAUACCACAAAGGCCCAAUGUUAUGUUCAACCUAUAAUACUGAGCGGCCGCUCUGGUUCAGUCACCGCAGUUGCAUUCUCACCUGAUGGCAAUUUACUAUAUUCCUGUUCGGAAGACGGCGCAAUCCGCUUUUGGAGCCGUUCUGGAGACUCACAUGGUAUGUUCCCAGGAGGCGCUGAAAAUCCGCCCCAGUCUAUCGCUGUUUCAGCGGAUAAUGAGCGGCUGGCAUGUUACUGCAGAAAUGGAAUUGUUGAACUCUGGGACUUGCACCAAAAGUCUCUGAAAGGGUCUCUAUUUUUGGGACCUACUAUACGCAAAUUGUCAUUCUCACAAAGUGGCCACUAUCUGGAGACAGGCAGAGGGACAUGGCAUGUCAAUGACUUUUUCGCUACUAAUUCUUCAAACGCUCCUUCACAUUCGAACAACCAUCAUGGUAUAGUUGCAACCCAGGAAUGGCUAAGCAGAGAUGGAGAGGAUAUUGUUUGGCUCUAUGAAAAGGAGUAUCAGGCAGUCGACUUGGUUACAACAGUCAACGGAGUUAUAUUAGGACACCCAUCUGGAGCUAUAUCUUUUUUUGAGUUUUAA
Molecule: messenger RNA, 4605 nt
Organism: Clonostachys rhizophaga
Lineage: Eukaryota; Fungi; Ascomycota; Sordariomycetes; Hypocreales; Bionectriaceae
Source: the annotation of a GenBank genome assembly